This is a messenger RNA of Penicillium longicatenatum, 1074 nucleotides long. RefSeq lists its product as uncharacterized. Lineage: Eukaryota; Fungi; Ascomycota; Eurotiomycetes; Eurotiales; Aspergillaceae. The record is from RefSeq and is a predicted model, not a curated record. The coding region runs from base 1 to 1074 and encodes 357 amino acids. The transcript has a single exon.
AUGUCCACUUUGGGAGAGGCUACUGCCAUCCGGCACACCGUAUCAGAGUACCACGUCUACCACGAAGGCGAAGAACAUGUUUGCCUCAUCCCAUUCCUAGAUAUAACUAAAGAAUUCGGAUACAAAAAAAGACACCACAAAUGGCUAGCAGAUGACUAUGCUUCUCGAAACCGAAGAUGCAACGAUUCUAACAGCUAUUUUAUCCAUCGCCCGGUGCUAGCUUUUCAUGACCCGCCACGAACAUUACUCAGGGGAAGCCAUAAGCUCGGAAAACCGAUCUGCAUCAUCAACAGCUCAGCUUUCUGGCGAGAUUGGAAUAUCCAAUUCGUUCCCAACCCCGAGAAAAUUAUUGACCGCCGAGGUGUGGUAAAAUGGGAACAUCGCACGAGACUGGAUAACAGGUCUACCAAAGACGAUCGCGUGCUGAAAGGAUAUAAAGUCCGGUCGUGGCGGAUCUGGGGCGAAACAGGAGCUGCAUACCACCGGAGUGUGAACGCGCGAAGGAAGGCCCUGCGAGAGGAAGGGAAGGAGGAGAACAUUACAUACGAGCCUGCAAUGGCAGAUGAAGCGGUACAUUUAAAGUGGACUUCACCGUUUACAAGCCCCCGACGAUAUUCUUUCACCUAUGGUGGUAUUGCAUUCUUUUGGGAGGGAACUCGUGAUCUUCCUGGUGAUGUUUGGUCCAAACGACUGAUGCCGCUUAACCACUUGAAACUUAUUGGACAGAUACCUGGGCGAGAAAAGAUAUUUUUGGCUCAUUAUCGGUCUGAUUUCUCGUCUAAAAAGUUUGGACGGUUAUUGGUGUUUGAUUCAGCGAUUUCGAGGCUUCUAGAGGAGUCGGGUAAUACUGCCUUGGGAAUGAGCCAGGAUGUGGGGGAGAACGAGAACCCUUUCGUGGCUGAGCAUACACAGCCUGAGAGGGGCGUGAAGAAUACUAAGCUAUAUGACUUGGUCAUGGCGACGUCUAUGUGUAUGGUUAUUGGUGAAUGGCAGAAACGCUUGACGAUUUGGUUUGUCGUUGUGAUGCUUGUGCAGACUGGAAAUGGCAUGACUCUUGCAGGUGGAGGUGGCUAG